Messenger RNA from Caenorhabditis auriculariae, 1762 nucleotides. The record is from the annotation of a GenBank genome assembly. Lineage: Eukaryota; Metazoa; Nematoda; Chromadorea; Rhabditida; Rhabditidae.
AUGCCGAGGAUUUGGAUUCUUGUUCUUCUCGUCGUCGAUUGCGCCGCCCGUGGUCGCUACGAGUUCAUCGAGGACGCCGAUUUACCUGCUUUUUACUCGUUUGUCUACCUUUUCUAGUCUUGCUUAGUAGCGUCAGAGUGGCCCCUUAAGGGGCAAAUAUUGAAGGUUACCCUCCUGUUCCUUUAGCAUGAGCAAUACGAUGAAAUGGAGCAUUCUAGUGGUCCUUAUACGUCAUUUGAACUGUAACAUCCGAAUAAAAAGGACCCUACAGGGACUACUUAAGCGGCUUAGGGAUCAGAUCCUGAACCCCUAUAGGGACCAUUUAAACUCUUCAGGGAGCACUGUUUGUCUUCUAGAGGUGCUGUCCUUUUCCCUGAACCCUCUAGGGACCACCGGAGUGUUAACAGUCCCCCUCUGCACCUAUAAAUCCAUGGUCGCAUUUGGAAUGGCUAAAAAGCCGCGACCGACCGACAACGACUUGCGCGUUGAGGCAUCGGAAAGCUUUAGCCUGAACGCUGUUAAAACUGUCUGACCUGUCUGUGCCCUCUUUUCUCUAAGUAGGACUUUUCCAAAAGGUCCACGAAACAUGUUACGGCUGCAUUUUAAAAAAUAGGCACUCCCAUGACCAAAAAUUGCUUCAGAAUGCGGUCAGCCCAGCUCGCCCAGAAAGCUCAAACUCCACAAGUGAUGGACUAUUCCCAGUACCUCCAAUACCAGUAUUAUCAACCUCAAAUGCUCGCACAGUCACCUCAGGCUCAGGUUUGCUUUGAAAAGCAUUUUUUUUAUUUUUGGCGAUUCGCCUUCCUAUAGUCGGUUCACGGCUAACUUGGGAGGGGGCGUGGCUUGUCUGCGCUCUCCACCAACCAGGUACUGUCUCUUUUAUUAUCGUGUCAGAACCCUUUUUCCUUCUUCAAGCCAACCGUAAAGCCUCUAUGCGCUGAAUUUUGCCUUGCUCAUACUUCCCGAGAAGCUAUGCGCCUUUAAUAAGAUGAUUAUAGCUUAAGACGCUAAGGGGGCGUGGCCUGUCUGCGCUCUCCACCAACCAGGCACUAUCUUUUUUUUUAUCGUGUCAGGACCCUUUUUCAUUCUUCAAGCCAACCGUAAUGGCUCUAUGCGCUGAAUUUUGCCUUGUUUAUACUUCCUGAGAAGCUAUGCGCCUUUAAUAAUACUAUUAUAUUCUGCUGUGCUCCUUUAAUAAGAGAUUUUCAAGAGACUGAAAUCGAACUAUUCGAAGAAAAAUUCAAAAAUAUAAGGUGACAGUAUUCUGUUCAAAAUUCCUUGUUCAAGAGGUCAAAGAAGCCAUAAAAGGUCUCGAGACGAAAUUUUCAGGUCACUGCGCCUUUAAAGUCUCUGAGAAGGAAUUUCGAAUCUUCAGAUUUUUCCAAAGGCUUCAAAGACACCUAACGCUUCAUUUAGAGAAAAAAUUGAAUAAACCGUCAUUCACACCAUCUCUGACUUGUCUGCGCCCUCCUAAUCUCUCGGAAAAGCAUUUCAAAGUGAGAAUGAACGUAAUUUCCAGGCAGGAGCGAUCAACUUCAAUCCCUACGUACCCUACCCUGGAGCCGUCCUGCGACCUGGUGAGCUUACUACCGUAAUCCCAGCUAUCCUACAGUAUCUAGAAAUUUCAGUCGUCCCGCCUACCGUACUCCAAAUCCCUCAAAGACCCGUCGCUUUCCAACAAGCCCCGAUCUACAUGCCCCAGUUCGUUCAGGCCCAACCGACCAUGGUUUCCGGCAACUCGCCGCAAAAAAAGAAGACUUGA